GUCAAGCACUCCAGUAAAAGCAUGCUUAUACGAAUAGAUAGACGCGUGCUUGCUGCUUUUUGUUUCAGUUAUUUUGAUUUCGUUUCAUUUUGAAAAAAUGUCAGGUAUCCGUUGGAGUGAUGAAGAAACUAAGAACCUCAUAGAAUUAUACAAGUCAUAUACAUUUCUAUGGGAUAGUUCUCGUAAAAUGUACAAGAAAGGACAAAUGAGAAACUAUGCUUAUAUCGAUAUAUUAAAUACAAUGGGAAAACCAGGACUCACUAUACGCGAUAUAAGAUGCAAAAUUAAGAAUUUAAGAUCGGCUUAUUAUCAGGAAAUAAAGAAAAGGAGUGCCGUAGAAAAUGCUGGAAAAGAAUACGUCUCUGGUUUAUCAUGGUUUGACAGUUUUAAUGAUAUUAUGGAGAUCAUACAGAAAAAUAAAAAGCAUCCCGAAACGGAAGCAGACGGAGACGAUGAUAUAUCUGACGGUGAAGGCUUCGAAAUAAGUGAAAGUGCAAGAGAAAAUUGUGACACUACAGUAGUAUCUAUUAAACAAGAAUUUCUUGACGAAAUGGAAGACAAAGACGUCCGUUAUUGUCCUAUAGUCAGUGAAUAUAUGGAUCCAAUUGAAACAAAUGAAGGCGUCAACAAAAAGAAAAGAAGGGGUACAUAUAAACGAGAAUCAAAUCAAGAUGACUUAGACGAAUUUCAGCUGUUUGCCAAUAAUAUGGCCGAACAACUAAGAAAUAUGCCUCUAGAUACAGCUCUAAAUUUACAAGUUGAGGUUCAAGCGGUGAUUGCGAAAGAACGUAUAGAUAUGUUAAAAAAUGAUGACGAUGAUGAUGAUGGGGAGGAUGACGAAAUUAUUGAAUAAAAUAUGUAAUGUAAAUUGUAAUUAAUAAACCUUUAAUUAUUAAUUAACAAAAAAA
Plodia interpunctella (Indianmeal moth) is the source of this 908-nucleotide messenger RNA. RefSeq lists its product as uncharacterized. The transcript is spliced from 2 exons. The coding region runs from base 98 to 853 and encodes 251 amino acids. The record is from RefSeq and is a predicted model, not a curated record. Lineage: Eukaryota; Metazoa; Arthropoda; Insecta; Lepidoptera; Pyralidae.